Molecule: messenger RNA, 819 nt
Organism: Talaromyces atroroseus
Lineage: Eukaryota; Fungi; Ascomycota; Eurotiomycetes; Eurotiales; Trichocomaceae
Exons: 1
Coding region: 1-819 (272 amino acids)
Source: RefSeq, a predicted model, not a curated record
AUGCCGCCUCUAUUAUACAAGAAGGCUCUCGUAAUUGGUGCCACGUCUGGCAUUGGUGAAGCCCUCACCAUCAAACUGGUCUCGCAAGGAAGCAGUGUGGUCGUGGUAGGACGACGUCAAGAGCGACUUGGCAGUCUCGUCACAAGGCUUGGAGCAGAAAAAUGCUCAGCAAUGCAAUUUGACAUCACUAAAUUAGACGAGAUUUCUGCAUUUGCGUCUAAAGUCACCACAGAGCACCCUGAUAUUGAUGCAAUCAUUCUGAACUCCGGCAUCCAACGAUCCAUCAACUUCGCGAAACCGGAGACGGUUGAUCUCAAAAUAUUUGAUGAGGAACUUUUAACCAAUUACACCAGUAUUGUACAUCUUACACUGGCCUUCCUACCGUUCUUGAAGGCUCAGCAGACGAAGACCCAUCUCAUCUAUAUCAGUGCUACCUUAGGUAUUAUACCAGUGGUGUUGCGAACCGGCGGAUACAAUGCUUCCAAGGCAGCUCUACACCAUUGGUUACUUGUGUUCCGUGAACAACUCAAAGCUCUGCCAGACAACAAAGUCAAAGUCGUCGAGGUUUUCCCGCCAGCUGUGCAGACCGAAUUGCACGACGAACGUCACCAACCUGAUCUGAAAGAUGGAGGAAAGAUUGGCAUGCCUUUGGAUGAUUUUAUAAACCAGACUUAUGAUGAGCUAGUCAAAGGCGAUGAUCAGUUCGGCAUUGGAAUGGCAAAGGGAACGAUUGAUGGAUGGGAGAAAGAGAGAGUGAAUUUGUUUCAAAAACAAAUUCCAAUUGUGCACAGCUCCAUGAAACAAUUUCUCAGGGAAUAG